Messenger RNA from Argentina anserina (silverweed cinquefoil), 1527 nucleotides. RefSeq lists its product as uncharacterized. Lineage: Eukaryota; Viridiplantae; Streptophyta; Magnoliopsida; Rosales; Rosaceae. Gene Ontology annotation, molecular function: transmembrane transporter activity. Gene Ontology annotation, cellular component: membrane. The record is from RefSeq and is a predicted model, not a curated record. The transcript is spliced from 11 exons. The coding region runs from base 165 to 1241 and encodes 358 amino acids. Gene Ontology annotation, biological process: transmembrane transport.
UCCUACGCAAACACAAACGCAAGCUGCCAACUGGGCUUUCAUAUUGAGUUGAGUUCUGUCCCCUCAAGAACACUGCAAAUGCGUGUUGUGAGGUGUUAGCUUCUCUCAGUUUUGUGGGUUCUUGAAGUUUCGUUCUUUCUGGGAAUUCUGUGAAUUCUGUGAAUAUGAGGAAUUUGAAGGAGUUGUGGGUGAAGAAGACAUUGGUGGGUCUUGGGUUGGGCCAGUUGCUGUCGCUCUUGAUCACUUCUACUGGCUUUUCAUCAUCAGAGUUGGCUAAAAAAGGAAUUGAUGCACCUACUUCACAGUCUUUUCUGAACUAUGUCCUCUUAGCAGUUGUGUAUGGAAGUAUCAUGCUUUACCGGAGGAAACCACUUAAGGCUAAAUGGUAUUACUAUCUACUUCUUGGGUUGGUGGAUGUGGAGGCAAAUUUUUUAGUGGUGAAGGCUUAUCAAUACACAUCUAUAACUAGUGUCAUGUUGCUGGAUUGUUGGACUAUCCCAUCGGUCAUGCUUCUUACUUGGAUUUUCCUCAAAACAAAAUACAGAUAUAAAAAGAUAACCGGUGUGGUGGCCUGUGUUGCUGGCGUUGUCAUGGUUAUUUUCUCAGAUGUUCAUGCAGGUGACCGAGCAGGAGGGAGCAAUCCCCAUAAAGGGGAUAUACUAGUAAUUGCUGGUGCUACACUGUACGCUGUCACUAACGUCAGUGAGGAGUUUCUAGUGAAGAAUGCUGACAGAGUUGAACUCAUGUCCUUGCUGGGCUUUUUUGGUGCCAUUGUCAGUGCGAUCCAAAUAAGCAUACUAGAGCGUAAUGAGCUCAAAAAUAUCAAGUGGUCAUCUGGAGCCGUAUUUCCUUUUGUUGGAUUUUCAUUGGCUAUGUUCCUCUUUUAUUCAUUAGUCCCAAUCUUACUUAAGAUUAAUGGGUCUACUAUGUUAAACCUGUCGUUGCUGACCUCAGACAUGUGGGCUGUCAUAAUUCGCAUAUUUGCUUACCACGAGAAGGUUGAUUGGAUGUACUUUGUAGCCUUUGCAAUCGUCGUCAUUGGGCUUGUUAUUUAUUCAUGGGGCGAAAAGGAUGAGAGUCAACGUUUGGCUGAUGUUGCGGAUGAAGAUACUGAGAGAAGCAAACAUUUUGACAGGGAAGUUGGUCCAGUAACUCGCGACCCGGGAACAAUGGCUGGGACCUCAAAAACAGGACAUAGCAGUAAGGAUGAAGCUCCUGGUAGCAGCACGACAGAGAGAUAAAUCAUUGACAACAAGAGCAUAGGAAAAGAUUAACAGGGGCAGAAGUCAUUGCAAUCUUGUUGAAAAUUCAAUGGCUGACCCCAUGGCUACACUACUGAGAAGACAAAAGAUGAGAAAUAUCGAUUGCGUUGUUAUUUGAACAGAAAUAUGAAUAAUGCCUUUUUAAAGGAUAAUAAUGGCUAUUUUGAGGCAUGGAAAACUGUACAGUCAUAAUUUCGGUUUUUUCAUCAAAUUUUGUUCUUUAUAUCAUUUGGGGGAAUUAUAUAGCACAGUUUUGAUUUAUAGC